AUGUCAUUCCUCACAGGGCGGGCACUGCAUUGGGCCAUUACGGCUACUGCUGGUAGCGGCUUUCUGCUAUUCGGUUAUGAUCAGGGUGUUAUGUCCGGUCUCUUGACUGGUGAUGCAUUUACCGCAAGAUUUCCCGAGAUCGACACCACGUCCACGGGUCAUGGAAGCUCAUCUUUACAAGGAACAGUUGUUGCUAUCUACGAGAUUGGCUGCUUCGUGGGAGCAAUCAUCUCCUUAAUUUUGGGUGAAAAACUUGGUCGACGCAAGUGUAUCUUGGCUGGAUGCGUUAUUCUGAGUAUUGGUGCUGCUAUUCAGUGCAGUGCAUAUGGAAUCGCUCAACUGAUUGUUGGGCGAAUUAUUGCGGGAGUUGGCAAUGGUCUCAACACGAGUACUAUCCCUGUCUGGCAUUCGGAAUUGAGCAAGGCUGCAAGUCGUGGUAAAGGACUGGCUAUCGAACUGGCAAUUAACAUUUUCGGUGUCAUGAUGUCCUACUGGGUUGACUAUGGCUUCAGUUUUGUUGAGAGCGAAGUCCAAUUCCGCUUCCCAAUUGCCCUGCAGAUUCUCUUUGCUAUUCUGACCUUUUUUGGGGUUAUGUUUCUCCCUGAAUCUCCUCGCUGGCUCCUCAAGCACGGUGACGAAGAUAAAGCCCGCCAUAUCAUCUGGAGACUCCAGGAUAACGCCAAGGAAAUCGAUGAAAAUGACGCCGUUGUCGGCAUCGACGUCAGAGAAAUCUCGCAAGCAAUUAGAGAAGAGACGGAGGCUUCGGCUGAAGGCUCAUUCAAGCUCAUCUUCAAGAACGGCGACCAGAAAUUCUUGCAUCGGACCCUGUUGGGCAUGGGCGGACAGAUGAUGCAACAAAUUUCGGGAAUUAACUUGAUUACUUACUAUGCAACCGAAAUUUUCGAAAACUCUGUGGGAAUGUCCCAUAAUACGGCCUUGCUACUGUCAGGGUUCAACGGCGUUGCCUACUUUAUCUCCUCAUUGGUCCCUAUUUGGGUUAUUGAUCGGCUUGGUCGGCGAAAACUGAUGAUGUUCGCGGUGGUUGGACAGGGUUGUUGUAUGGCUAUCUUAGCAGGCACUGUCUGGGACGGUGGCCAUGCAGCAGGUCUUGUUGCAACAGUGAUGCUAUUCAUGUUCAACUUCUUCUUCGCUGUUGGACUUCUAGCUAUUCCAUGGCUCUUGCCCGCCGAAUAUUCACCCCUUGCUAUCCGAACCCAAUCGGCAGCUCUUGCGACCGCAACUAAUUGGAUCUGUACAUUCCUGGUCGUUGAGAUUACUCCCGUCAGUAUCGCAAACAUUGGAUAUCGGACUUACAUCUACUUUGCCGUCUUUAACUUCUGCUUCCUCCCUCUUAUCUACUUCUUCUACCCGGAGACGCGCAAUCUCACCCUGGAACAGAUCGACAAGCUCUUCACCGGCGAAAAGGUCAAGCUUUACUGGAACCCAUCUAUGGGUAUGGCUGGCGAUGUAGAUGCUCGCAUCGCCUACGGCAAGGAGACGGAGGCUGCGGUUGAAGAAGCGCAACAUGUUGAGUAA
Molecule: messenger RNA, 1536 nt
Organism: Penicillium pulvis
Lineage: Eukaryota; Fungi; Ascomycota; Eurotiomycetes; Eurotiales; Aspergillaceae
Exons: 13
Coding region: 1-1536 (511 amino acids)
Biological process (GO): carbohydrate transport; transmembrane transport
Cellular component (GO): membrane
Molecular function (GO): carbohydrate:proton symporter activity
Source: RefSeq, a predicted model, not a curated record